CAGCUUCGCUCACGUUCUGGAUUUACUUUACAUCGUGUAAUCACCGCUGCAUCUCUCCAUCACUUGUCAUCAUGCCUCAAGGAAUGGAUGGAAGGACUCUGAUCCUAUGGGAUCUGACCGUUUCCUUGAUUAUCAUCUCCUCUGUCUUUAUGCUCGCGCGUCUCUACGUACGGUUCUUCAUGAUCAGAAAUCCAGGUCCGGAUGAUGCUUUGGCAGUGAUUGCUUGGAUCUUCCUCCUUGGACAAACGUCUUGCGAACUCGCUGAAACCUACAACGGCUCUGGCAAGAACAUAUGGGAGGUACCACCAAACGAGGUCCAUACCUACUUCGCUCUUCUCGCGACCCAACAAUUACUGUACUUUUUGGGAACAGGAUUCGUCCGCCUAUCGAUUGAUGCUGUCAUGCUUCGCUUGACCAAGGAUAGAAAUUUCCUUGUACUAAUCUAUAGCGUGGGAGUUGGUAUCGCUGUCCUUACCCUCAUCUCAUUUUGCAUCGUCUUGUUUGAAUGCGAUCCAAUUGGAGAUCUAUGGGACAAGGCAUCGGGACACGCGAAUUGCAUGUCAAUUGAACACGAGGAGAGGCUGGUCUUCGUUCAUGCCGGGUUUGGAGUAUUAUUCGAUUGUAUUCUGCUGCUCAUGCCAAUGUGGCUGCUAUACAAGGGGUUGAAGUUCGACAUUCGCGCCGUUCGCGUCGGACUUACCUUUGCAGUCGGCAUCUUCACGAUAGUGACUGGUAUUAUACGGUUGGUUGCAAUCAUGAGAUAUCAAAUAGACGUCAAUACGACCUACACGGCGACCUACAUCGGCGUAUGGACGCACUGCGAAGGCCACUGCGGCCUCUGGGUAGCCUGCUUCCCCGCGCUGCUGCCUCUCUUCCGCAAAGCCGGGCACGCCCUAGGCCUCGCCACGCGCGCAGUCAGCAGCAAGCUCAGCAUGGCCAAAGAAUCCAACGAAGCAGCAGGCACCGCCCCGGGAGCGACGUCUCUCAACGCAUCCGCGCUCUCCCCCGUCUCCUUCACGACGUUCCUGCCCGACUGGCCCUCGGGCUCCAGCUCCAGCGACGCGCACCCAUACCACUACAGCACGGAAGCCUACGCCAGCAAUAUUACAACAGCAGCAGGAGCAGCAGGCGCCGCGCCCUCAGGCCUGCACACCCCGCUCCAGCCCCCCUCGCGCAAGACGUCGAGCGUGGCGCUCCCGCCCGACCUGCACACCCCGGCAGACAUACCAGCGCGAUGGACGACGACGGUCAGCGGGCCCCGCGAACCCAGCCUGCCCGGGAGCAUGGGCGGAGGUGGCGGCGACGACGACGACGACACGGACAGCGGCGCCCCGGCGCCCGAGGACGAUGUCCCCGAGGCGGGGAUCCGCAUGACGCGCGUGGUGCGCCAGUACAGUGAGGUUGUGUCCGCUCGCUAUGAUCCGGCGCUGGAGGACGUGAGGGACUGCUUGAGGGCUUGGGAGACGCAGCAGCCGUCGAGUGUGAGGCCGGGGUUUAGUAGGCAGAGGAGCGGGUUUGGGUCGUAGUGUUGGUAGGUAUGGUUGGUGCUUAGUAGGUAAUACGCAUGCACACGAAUAUGGAAAUCGUUCCGCC
Messenger RNA from Aplosporella prunicola CBS 121167, 1593 nucleotides. RefSeq lists its product as uncharacterized. Bases 72 to 1526 code for a protein of 484 amino acids. Lineage: Eukaryota; Fungi; Ascomycota; Dothideomycetes; Botryosphaeriales; Aplosporellaceae. The record is from RefSeq and is a predicted model, not a curated record. The transcript has 10 exons.